Moneuplotes crassus is the source of this 537-nucleotide messenger RNA. NCBI's taxonomy places the organism in Eukaryota, Ciliophora, Spirotrichea, Euplotida, Euplotidae. The record is from the annotation of a GenBank genome assembly.
UUUAAUAAUAUUUAAAAUGUCAAUGAAUCAACCAACUGAUAUCUGGAAAGAUGAGGACUGAAUGGUAAAUGAGGAGGAUGACUCACCUACUCAUUCCCAUCGUCUUAAAGAGACUAAACAAUUUGUAAAUACCUUAUUGAUGAACAAGGGAGAUAUCACAACUGCUAGAAAACUUGAGUGAAAACUCGACAGAGACACAGAUAGGUUUUCACAAAAAGUCGUUCUUCCACAAAAAAUUUCACUCAAGGAUAUAAAAUCUACUGGCAGAGUUUGAAACUCUUUCAGUGACCACUUGAACUUGAUAUCGAAACCUAGUGAACAAGACACACUCUCAAAACCCCACAAGGCAUUUCACAAAAUGAGUUCUCUUCCUCCUGAUCUUUCAGGAUGGAAAAUGGUUUGAAAGAAGAAACAAGUGAUGGAGUCUCCAUUGCUUCUCUCAAGAAUGAAGGAGGGGUUGAAGAAAACCCAAGGAUUAUAAAAUAAUACAUACCACUAUCCCAUCCAGUAGGAUGGGUCAUAUUUUAUCCAUUUAUA